This is a messenger RNA of Pediculus humanus corporis (human body louse), 862 nucleotides long. Its product is annotated as ankyrin repeat and SAM domain-containing protein 4B, putative. The annotation marks the transcript as partial. The transcript has 5 exons. Lineage: Eukaryota; Metazoa; Arthropoda; Insecta; Psocodea; Pediculidae. Gene Ontology annotation, molecular function: protein binding. The record is from RefSeq and is a predicted model, not a curated record.
AUGUCUAUAUCAAUCGAUUCAAAUUGUUCUGACAUGGGUGAUCCAGAUAAAAGUGAUAAUUUUGGAAAUAGUGCAUUACAUCAUUCGGCAGAAAGAGGACACAUACUUUGCGUAAGAUUUUUAACAAAUUUUGGUACGAAUUUAUGGUCUUUAAAUUGUAAUAUGCAAACGCCAAAGGAAUUAGCAGCUUUGAAUAACAGAGUUGAAAUAUUGAAAUUUUUGGAUGAAGUCAUGUCCGAGCAAGAAACGAAAAAAAGAAAAGAAGUCAAGUCUAAAAAAGAAAAAGCUCAAAAAGAAGCAGAAAAAAAAUUAAAAGAAUAUGAAAAAUUUCAAAAAAAGGCUGAAAAAUAUGCAGAAAAAGAGCAGAAACGUUUGGAAAAAGAAAGAGAAAAAAUGGAAGAAAAAUCUUUAAUUGUUAUGCAAGCGUUAAAAAAUAAAACUGGAGUCGUGACAACUCCAAAUAAAGGAAAUACUGUCAGUCCUAAAUUUUCAGAAAUAGUAGGUACCGUCACGGAUUCUAAAAAAUUUGGAAUUAGUGCCGUUCAAAAAAAAUUACAGCAAAAAAAAUUUGCUAGCCAAAGAGGAGAUCCAUUGCGAAGUGGUGAUUUUAAGGUAAUCGAAGUUGAAGAUGGGAAAAAAAAUGUAAAAAAUUUAACGGGUUUUCAACGAGAUUCGGAAAUUCUAUAUGUUUCGACUUUCGAUAAGGAAAAAUUAAAUUCAGGAUCGAGAGGAAAAUUAUCAGAUGUUUUUAAUAAAAAUAGUGAAAAUCAAAAUUCUGAAGGACUUAAUAUAAACACUAAUAAAUUAAUAGAAAAAAAUUUACCUAAAGAACAAUCGAGUAUUUUUGAAAGACCUGGAUUUG